GUUUGACACGCGCUCCCUGGAGGCGACGCCCCACCUCUCUCACCUCCGUUCCAGCCCCGCUGGCCCCAGUGCCCAUGAUCCCGGGGCUAGGCGGACCCUGGUCCGCACCUCCCUGCAGGCGCGUUGUCCCUGCUGGCCCCAGCGGGAUGGGCCUGAGCCCAGCAGCCAGCGGGGAGUUCGGGAUCCGCCUUUCCAGGGUCCCAUGGCCACGCCCCACGCAGAUCUCGAAGACCUCAAGUACAGAGUCAAGUGACACCCAAUCUGCAACUGGACAGUCAACUGUACCCCACUCAGACUCAGCGAGUUCUCAAGCGCUGUUGGUCCAGUUCUUGCCGAAGCAACUCAAGCAAGACCGCCGAUUAGAACAGGCCCGAAGCUUUCAGCAGGGAGAGAAGCCGGAAACUAGUUUGGAGCUCACACCCAGCAAGAAGAGGACAGAGCUGAUUCCAACAUCAAAUUCAGAGAUCGAAAGCACACAAAAAAACCAAGCAGUUGAGGGCAAUCCAAGACCCAGACCUGGAGACCUGAUUGAGAUUUUUCGAAUUGGCUAUGAACAUUGGGCCAUCUAUGUGGAAGAUGACUGCGUGGUCCACCUGGCUCCCCCAAGUGAGUUUGAGGCAGGGAGCAUCACCUCUAUCUUCAGCAACCGAGCUGUGGUGAAGUACAGCCGGCUGGAGGAUGUGCUGCACGGUUGCUCCUGGAAGAUCAACAACAAGCUGGAUGGCACAUACCUGCCGCUGCCGGUGGACAAGAUCAUGCAGCGCACAAAAAACAUGAUAAACAAGAUAGUUCAGUACAGCCUAAUUGAGGGGAACUGUGAGCACUUUGUCAAUGACCUCAGAUAUGGUGUGCCCAGGAGCCAGCAGGUCUAUUUUGUGGAACUGGGAAACCAUCGGAAACAUUCUGAAAACCUCCUUAGAACAUUUCCAGUAAUGAAGAACUCUCCCCAGAAACUCUUCCUAUUGUUCUCAGCUAUCUCUGCCUUCUUGCAUAUAUCUCAGUCCUGCCUUUUCAGACCCACUGUGUCGCUAGGGGGAGGAGGGGUGAGAGGACAUCAAGGAAAGCUGCGGCUUCAGGGCCAGCUGGACUUUAACCUGGCUGGAGAGGUGGCUCAGUGGUUACGUGCACUUGCUACUCUUUAGAGGACCUAAGUUUGGUUCCCAGGAUCCACGUUGGUAACUCUAACGUUAUCCUCUGGCCUUGUGGGCAUAGCACUCAUGUACACACACCCACAUACAGACACACGUACAUAUACAUGCUUAAAGAUGAAAAAGAUUUGCCAGGUGGUGGUGGCAGCAGUGGCGCACAUCUUUAAUCUCAGCACUCGGGAGGCAGAGACAGGCAGAUCUCUGAGUCUGAGGCCAGCUUUGUCUACAGAGUGAGUUCCAGGACAACCAGGGCAACACAGAAAAACCAUGCCUAGACAAAAACAAAAAAGUAUUAAAGAAAUUGAACACUUUUAUAUUAUACAUUAUCUCUUUAACAACCACAGCUGGACUCAGCAUCAUCCUGACACCCCUCCUGGACACAUUCCUAAAAUGCCCUCUGCCAGAUAAAUCACUUCAUAAUCUUUCAAUUUAGCUUCACUCAGAUUCUCAGGACAUGGUCAGAAUGAAGCCGGAUCCUUUUUCCAAAUAACACAUAAAUGGUCCCCAGCUCAGUUCCUGAUCCAGUCCUUGUUUCCCUUUGAAACCCCAGCAACUGGGCAUUUCUCUCAGCAUUCUUCUCUAUGAUCCCACCAGAAUUGCCCACUAAACUCCAUUUUCUAACCCCAGGUUCCAAACUCUUUCACAUUCCAUUCACAGAACAGUCUCAAAGGAAGAAGAGCCACCUGGUGAGGUUCAUUAUAGCAGUGACCUCACUUCUUGGAAGCAAUUUGUGACUUUGGGUCUGCUCUUGUUGCUAUGAUAAAUUCUCAGAUAAGGCAACUCAAAGGAGAAAGGGUUUAUUUAUUUAAUUUACAGUUCAAGGUUAUUGUCCAUCAGGGUGAGGAAGCCAUGUGGCAGGAGGGAAGUGGGCACAUUAUGUCUGUAGCCAAAAUAAGGAGCAGUGAAUGAGUGCAUGCUUGCUGCUCGAAAGUUCCCCUAACUUCAUCCAGCCCAGGGCUAGACCAUGAAAUAGUGCUGUUAGAAUGAAGCCAGAAUGAAGCCAUCCAGGGUGGGUCUUCCCACCUCAGUGAACCCAGCUAAGAACAUCCAGCCAUGCUCAGAGGCCCACCACAUGCAUCAAGUUCAUUCUUUACUGUUUAAAAUUUUUGGAUUUAGGUUGGGUGGUGGUGGCCCCUAAUCCCAGCACUUGGGAGGCAGAGGCAGCAGAACUCUGAGCUUGAGGCUAGCCUGAACUUGGUGAGUUCCAGGAUAGCCAAGGCUACAUACACAGAGAAGCCCUGUCUAAAACAAAACAAAACAAAACAAAACAAAACAACACAACACCAAACCUUUUUUAUUUAAAGCAUAACUAAUGAGACUAUUAAAAAUAACUUAUACUUUACAA
Molecule: messenger RNA, 2493 nt
Organism: Mus musculus (house mouse)
Lineage: Eukaryota; Metazoa; Chordata; Mammalia; Rodentia; Muridae
Gene: Plaat5
Product: phospholipase A and acyltransferase 5
Exons: 6
Coding region: 147-1142 (331 amino acids)
Cellular component (GO): cytosol
Molecular function (GO): glycerophospholipid phospholipase A1 activity; acyltransferase activity, transferring groups other than amino-acyl groups; catalytic activity
Source: RefSeq, marked validated